Molecule: messenger RNA, 981 nt
Organism: Acyrthosiphon pisum (pea aphid)
Lineage: Eukaryota; Metazoa; Arthropoda; Insecta; Hemiptera; Aphididae
Exons: 2
Coding region: 42-836 (264 amino acids)
Source: RefSeq, a predicted model, not a curated record
AAAAAGAAAAAUUGUAAAGGUAGUGUAACAACUGAUCAUAAAUGAUUUUAAAUGUAUUGAAAAAUAUUAAACACAAGAACCAUCCACCCUCUCCAGCACAAGUAGAAGUAACAAAAGUCAUGUUGAAUAUGAAUGCUAAAGCCCAAGACAAUUUUGAUACUCCUUCCAGACUUUUCGCAGUAGAAACAUCCAAUUUAUCAAACGAAGCAAUGAUUUUGUUAACAGAAGAAAAAUCGGUCAAAAGAUCACUAAGAAGAAUUCGGAAUAAAAAGUAUCCUUCGCUAUGCCCUUUAUCGGAAUUAAAAAUAAAUGGUAUUUGGGCUACUACGGGAGGGCCUGAACCAAAACCGUUUUUAUUAUUUGAUAAUGAAAACAAUACCAAUCGAAUAAUUAUUUUUGCGUCUCCAGAAGGAAUGUCAGAGUUAUCAAAAUCUGUCAAAUGGUGUAUGGAUGGAACUUUUUUUACUUGUCCUAAAGAAUUUUAUCAAGUAUACAUAAUUCAUGCAUGUAUUAAAAACACAUCAGUUCCAUGUGUUUAUGCUUUAUUACAAAGAAAAACUAAAGAAAUUUACGUUGAACUUUUAUCAACACUUAGAAGUUUGCUGUCCGAGUUGAAAUUAAAAACUAUAAGUAUUGACUUUGAAAAAUCCAUGAUUCAAGCUAUUGAAUUAGUAUUUGUCGACAUUAAUAUCCAAUGUUGUUAUUAUCAUCUUUCUCAAAGUAUUUGGCGUAAAGUUCAAAACAUAGGAUUAGCUACAAAAUAUAAGGAAAAUGAAAAUGUUCGUCAAAUAGUAAUUAUAUUAAAUAAUAAAAAUUUUAUAUUCGAAGGUAAAUAAUUAAAAAUUAAAAACAAAAAAAAAACGGGGGGAAAAUGUCCGCAUCCAAAAAUUUAUCAGGGGGAAAAUGUCCUACUACGCCGAAAACAGCCGGGGGGAAAAUGUCCGGGGGGAAAAUGUCCGGAUACCGAUUUUAUAUGGCUGU